AAAGUUAUUGUUACCUGCAUUCAACCAUUAAUCAAGUGAAGGAAUAAAAAAGUUUUGUGAAAUGAAAUUUUACAUUGUUUUGUUCUUUAUGAGUGCAUUGAUUGCAAGCAUUAACUGCGGUAGCGAUCCAUACAGCAACUGCGAUAUUCUCCCUGACGUUGGCUUCCCAUGUGCCGAUUCAACAGGACCUUCUGAUCCCACGGUUUAUUACUUCUAUGACUUUGUAACUGGUUUCUGUGAAGUUCUUAACUACCUAGGCUGUGGUGGCAACGAAAAUAUUUUCCCAAGUUCAUUGGCAUGUGAAACACAUUGCAUCGUACAAGGAGAUGCUCGACCCUCAGCCGCUUAAAAGAUAAUUGAUUAAUUCCGAAAACUAUUUGCUAAAAAUAAAUGUGUUUUAAAUAAAUGGGUAAAAAUGAAAACUUUUCUUUCUCACGUGUCCACUAGUAAGUCUAAGAUGAAGUCUCUACACGUUGAUAAGUGAUUGAAA
Molecule: messenger RNA, 490 nt
Organism: Clunio marinus
Lineage: Eukaryota; Metazoa; Arthropoda; Insecta; Diptera; Chironomidae
Source: the annotation of a GenBank genome assembly